AUGGGAGAUAAUGUUUUAACUACCGACGAAGUUUUACUUAAUAAUGGUGAUAUAGAAUGGCAACCUCUUGCGUUGACUCUAGUCGAAUAUCCCAAAGGAGAUUGGAUUGGUAAAUUUUUUGCACUUAUUAGUUUGGCACCUUUUGGAAUUGGAGCCGGAUUUGUGACGCUAAUUUUAUUUAGACGAGAUCUUCAUACAAUAGCUUUCUUUUGUGGUACUUUAGCCAACGAGUUAUUAAAUAUUGUCUUAAAACAUUUAAUUUGUGAAGCAAGGCCACUUGCAAGAGGUAAUUUAUAUAAUGAAUAUGGAAUGCCCUCAUCUCAUGCUCAAUAUGUAUGGUUCUUCAGUGUUUAUGUGCUCUACUUUUUUAUCAUAAGAUUACAUCAUAUUAACAACAACAGUAUCAUCUCGGCAUUGUGGAGAGUGAUAAUUGUAGGCAGUUGCCUUACUCUAGCAGUUUUAGUAAGCAUUGGUAGAGUUUAUUUACACUAUCACACUACAUCUCAAGUUGUAGUCGGUGGUAUAGUGGGAUUUAUAUUUGCAACUAUUUGGUUUAUAGUUGUACACAGGGUUCUUACGCCAUUAUUCCCACAGUUAGUUUCAUUAAAGCUAUGUGAAAUGUUAAUGAUACGGGACACAACUUUGAUACCAAACGUAUUGUGGUUUGAGUAUACUAAGUCGAGACAAGAAGCGCGAGCUCGAGGACGUAAGAUGGCGUCUUUAAAGACCACACAAUGA
Molecule: messenger RNA, 738 nt
Organism: Parnassius mnemosyne (clouded apollo)
Lineage: Eukaryota; Metazoa; Arthropoda; Insecta; Lepidoptera; Papilionidae
Source: the annotation of a GenBank genome assembly